AUGGCAGGAAUUCUGCCAUGUAAAGGCUGUCAGCAGAACUUCUGCCAAGUUCACAUGAACGAACAUCGACAAGAACUAGAAACCCAUUUUCAACGUGUAUUGAGUGAUCGCGAUUUACUUUAUCAACAAAUAUAUUCGGAAACUUCUCCGACUCAUGCCCAAGCAUUAGAUUUUAUCUCACAAUGGGAAAGAGAAACUAUUGAGAAGAUAAAAACCAUUUCUGAUCAAGCUCGACGACAGGUGCAAGAUCUUCUCGGUGAGAAGCGGCUUAGACUAAAAGAGAAAUAUGAUCAAUUGUCGGCUGAACUUCGUCAAAAAAAGAACGACAGUCACUUUUUUGAACAGGACAUUGAUAGAUUAAGUAAAACACUUGAGGAAGUGAAACUUGACUGUGAACAUAAGCACAUGCCGACUACGGUGACGGUUGAAGCUAGAAUAAUCGAUUUUGAUAAUGUUUUUUACAUAACAAAUGGCAACCAAAACCAGUUAUUCAUAGGUGGAACACUAUUAGAUAACAAACAACAUCAAUUCACA
This is a messenger RNA of Didymodactylos carnosus, 534 nucleotides long. The record is from the annotation of a GenBank genome assembly. NCBI's taxonomy places the organism in Eukaryota, Metazoa, Rotifera, Eurotatoria, Philodinida, Philodinidae.